This is a messenger RNA of Morone saxatilis (striped sea-bass), 1678 nucleotides long. RefSeq names its product gamma-aminobutyric acid type A receptor subunit rho3a (gene gabrr3a). Gene Ontology annotation, cellular component: GABA-A receptor complex; neuron projection; membrane. The transcript is spliced from 9 exons. The record is from RefSeq and is a predicted model, not a curated record. Bases 1 to 1410 code for a protein of 469 amino acids. Gene Ontology annotation, molecular function: GABA-A receptor activity; neurotransmitter receptor activity; extracellular ligand-gated monoatomic ion channel activity. NCBI's taxonomy places the organism in Eukaryota, Metazoa, Chordata, Actinopteri, Moronidae. Gene Ontology annotation, biological process: monoatomic ion transmembrane transport; signal transduction; nervous system process.
AUGAGAGUGGUCCUCCUGGCCUUAAGACUGAUGUGCUUGGCCUGGUUGUGGCCUGUCACCCAGCUCAACAGCAGCACAAACAAGAGGAGACACAAGGAGCUGUACAUCGGAGAGAACACCAAACAAAAACAUGGAGGACGGGUGGAUCUUAAGUUGAAAAAGAUGGACAGCACCAAGUCUAUGCUAAUUAAAUCUGAGCAGCUGCUUCGGAUUGAAGAUCAUGACUUUGCAAUGAGGCCGGGCUUUGGAGGUUCAGCUAUUCCUGUUGGCAUCGACGUCCAGGUGGAGAGCAUUGACAGCAUAUCUGAAGUAAACAUGGACUUCACCAUGACUUUGUACCUGAGGCAUUACUGGCAGGACGAUCGCCUGGCCUUCCCCUCCAGCAGCAACAAGAGUCGUACCUUUGAUGCACGUCUUGUGAAGAAGAUUUGGGUUCCUGACGUGUUCUUUGUCCACUCUAAGCGUUCUUUUAUUCAUGACACAACCAUGGAGAACAUCAUGCUGAGGGUUUAUCCUGACGGCAAUAUCCUCUAUAGUGUCAGGAUCACUGUGACUGCACUUUGUUCAAUGGACUUCAGUAGUUUCCCUCUGGACACACAGAAUUGCUCUCUGGAGCUAGAGAGCUAUGCUUACAAUGAGAACGAUCUAAUGCUCUACUGGAAGAACGGGAACGAUUCAUUAAGGACUGACGAGAUCGUGCUCUCUCAGUUUUUUAUUGAAGACUUCCAGCCUUCCUUUGGGCUUGCCUUCUACAGCAGUACUGGUUGGUACAAUCGGCUCUACAUAAACUUCAUUCUCAGGAGGCAUAUCUUCUUCUUCAUGCUUCAGACUUACUUUCCCACCAUGCUGAUGGUGAUGCUGUCCUGGGUGUCUUUUUGGAUAGACCGGAGGGCUGUACCUGCCCGUGUCUCUCUGGGCAUCACCACCGUUCUGACAAUGUCCACCAUCAUCACCGGUGUCUCAGCCUCUAUGCCACAGGUGUCUUACGUCAAAGCCGUAGACAUCUACUUGUGGGCAAGCUUCCUGUUUGUCUUCCUGUCUGUCAUCGAGUACGCUGCUGUCAACUAUUUCACCACAGUGGAGGAGAUGAAGAAGCUCAAGAGUGCAAAGAUCCCCAACUACAACGCCAGCCAGGCUAUGGCGUUCGACGGUUGUUUCCAUGACAACGAAAUUGACCUGACUUCUUUUCCAGAGGUCUCCAGCACCCCAAACACAGAGAGGAACACCCAGUCUCGAAACUCUAAUGCCUCUGCACCCACGGAAGGCACCAGGCUACGCCGCAAGCACCCUUUAAGACAAAACCUCAGCUUCAUAAUGAGCAACAGCUACAUGAUCGACUCCUACUCCAGAGUCAUAUUUCCCCUGGCUUACCUGCUCUUCAACAUAAUUUACUGGAGUAUGUAUGCAUAGUACAUUAACUGCGCAGCAGAAUAAACAGGAUUCACCAUUAUACAGUGUAACACCAACAGGCUGCAAAUACGCUCAAGUUUGCACAGCGUCUGCCAGAUAUCUUGCAUGAUGUCUUCUACUCAAGAGGUCUUCAGUUGUAACUUGGAAUCAAAAAAUCUGAGAUCAGCUGUUGCGUUGAAUGGCUGCAAUUUUUGCGGAUGUUUAUGUGUUUUUAGCAUGCCUGUUUUAUAAGAAAAAGUUUUGAACAAACAAAUAUAUUUACAUUUUU